AUGAUAUCCCAAGAUUCUGGAUCCCCCCGCGAGCCGGUCCUGCGCUCCGAGCGCUUGGCUCCAGAGUCGCAUCGCCGCGAGAGGGUGUUUCCCUGGCGUGUGCUAGGUCCGCUCGCGGAAACUCACCACUCACUCGGCCAAUCCCUCCGUAGCGAGAUGAGCCGGGACCACAAGGUUCUCGUCACGAUUCGCGAGCGCGCAGCUUCCAAUGGGCAUGAGGAACACCUCCCGAACACGACACGCAUCCCAUUCGUAACGAUGCUGGUGCCCUUGGCCAAGUUGCUCGUCCUUCUUAGCACGGUACAAGUAGCUUUCAGCCAGGCAUCGGUGCUGGCCGGUGUGCCAAGCUGUGCGUUGUCUUGCCUCUUGGAAACACUGACAAGCCCAUCAUCGCCAUGUCCCAUCACCAACCAAACAUGCAUUUGCGAGAGCAGGACCCUGCAGGCCAACGUCUCCUCGUGCGUAUUAGCAAGUUGCACAGUAAAGGAGGCGCUCACCACACUCAACAUCAGCUCGACUACAUGCAAUGCGCCAGUCCGAGACCGCAGGCUCACCUUGGAGGUCAUCUCGUAUGCGCUGCUUGCUUUGUCCGCCAUUGUCGUAGGCAUACGGCUCUAUGUCAGGAUCUUUCUGGGCGAUACCGGAAGUGUUGGUACGGAUGACUGGAUCAUACUGGCCACGCUUAUCCUCGGAAUCCCCUCCACGCUACUUGCUACUCUCGGGGCAGGAGGCUAUGGACUCGGGCGUGACAUUUGGACUCUAUCAUUUGACGACAUCACUAUGUUCGCCAAGUGCUUUUAUAUCCUGCAGAUCCUAUACGUCAUAGGCAUCCCCAUGGUCAAACUGUCACUUUUGUUUUUCUAUCUCCGGGUAUUUCCUGCACGGCCUGUUCGAAGAGUACUCUGGGGAACGGUCGUGCUCAUUGUCAUAUUCUGUGUCACGUUCUUAUUUGUGACCAUAUUUGAGUGUUCGCCUAUAUCAUUCUUCUGGGAAUCAUGGGAUGGCGAGCACAAAGGCAAAUGCAUAAACCUCCACGCCAUUGUAUGGAUUCAAGCGGCGGUGAGCGUCGCCUUGGACGUGUGGAUGUUGGCGAUCCCUUUUUCUCAGCUGCCUGGUCUAAAACUGCAUUGGAAGAAGAAGGUCGGUGUUGGCCUGAUGUUUUUCGUCGGCACUUUCGUGACCGUUGUCAGCAUCUUACGGCUUCAGUCAUUGAUGAAAUAUGCCAAUUCUUCGAAUGCGACUUGGGACAACACAUCGGUAGCAAUAUGGUCGACCAUAGAGCUGAAUGUCGGUAUGAUUUGCACGAGUCUUCCGACCCUCAGGCUACUUGCAGUCCGAGUGUGGCCGGUCCUGAACGGAUCCACAAUCCGCAGCAGGUUUGGAUACAGCGGGAGUCGAUACGGGCGAAGCCGAUACCCGAAGAGAGGCACCGACCUCAGCAUCAGCCGCGAGGGUCCCGUGAGGAUGAACAGCUUAAAGACGGCCGAUGUGAAGGUCGACGCCUUCCCAAUGCCUCCUGGCAGGUUUUCAGACGCCGAAACACGGCCUACCGCUCCCGAGAUCAUUCAUCAGCGCCUGGCGCGUAGCAAUUCCGAUGUGCCCUCGAUAUCCACAUUUACCAGCAGGCAUAAAAUGCACAAAUACUCAACAAGUGUGCCCAUCCGAAGUGCCAGCAUGGCGAGGCAUGAGUUCUUGCAGCAGACUUCAGCCGCGCCACUUGCAAGCCAGAGCUUACAUCGCAGGCCCAGCGACACGUUGAUGGUGGAGGACAGCGUCACAGUGAGGUCUGGAAAGACUGGAAACAGCACAAUCGGUGGGAUCGUGGAUACGUAUGCCACCAUGUCGAGUCCUGUGGAGUACGCAAUGCCGUUAUCAUAUCCAGAAUGGCCAUUGAAUGAGCCUGACAAUGUGCCACCACCACGCGGGUGGCCACCAGAGCAGAGGCAGACCAUGUUUCCGAUCGGGGAAGCGACGUCUAGCUCUUCUGAUAUCGGAGAUCAUGAUAGCAAGGAAUGGCCGACGAAGUAG
Diaporthe amygdali is the source of this 2028-nucleotide messenger RNA. RefSeq lists its product as uncharacterized. The record is from RefSeq and is a predicted model, not a curated record. Lineage: Eukaryota; Fungi; Ascomycota; Sordariomycetes; Diaporthales; Diaporthaceae. The transcript has 5 exons. The coding region runs from base 1 to 2028 and encodes 675 amino acids.